CGUAGCAUCCUCGUUUGGGAAAAGCCAAGUGAAAUGAAAUAGCGACAGGGAUCUGCCAAAUGGAGAGAAGCUUCUCCUUCUCCCUUUGCAAGGACAGCGCUCAGUCACUGACACCCCAGCGAGCAAUAAAGAGCAUAUAGAUCUUAUAUGGAGAAGGGACCUUCAGCAAUCCAAAUAAAGCUUUUGAUAUAGAGUGACUUUAAACAGGAAUUAUGGCAGCUUUGGAUAAAAUAAAAGCAAAAAAGACUCUGGGAACUGUUGAUUAUGUGGAGUCAUCUGAGUUUGCACAAGGAAUUCUGCCUACAAAGAAGGAUGUCAUUCAAAACAUGUUGUAUUUGUUGCAUCCAAAAAGGGCUGGUCAAGCACAACGAUCCAAAGAAGAUGCUGCCCAGUUGCUUGCUGAACUUUUGCAGGAACAUUGGUUGUUUUGCAAUCUAUAUACCAUAGCAACACAGAGCAUAAAGAAGCAUAUUCUGAAUGUAUAUGAAGAAUUCUCAAAGUUAUACCAAUCCAGAAAACGAAGAAAAAAUGAACUGUUUAUUCAGAAAGCAGAUGAUUUCAAUAGGAGUUCAGAACAGCUUUUUGAUAUAUUUUGUACAGACACUGUUACACGAGAGAAAUUGGAGCAGUACAGUGGUGUUAAGAUGACAGAUACUGAAUGGAAAUUCCUUGAAGAUCAGAGGAAUGAAAGAAAAAUGUACUUUGAGGACUUCAUGGACAAAAAACAAAUGGAAACAAUAGAAAGACGAAGAAAGGUUGAAUCAUUAGAGCAUUUUAGGAAAAUUGCAGAGGAAGAGAAAGAAGUUCGUAAGCGUAAAGAAAUGACUUCAAACAGGGAUGAACACCCAGUUGAAGAUGUUAAUAAGAAUAAAGAUGACUCCUGUCUUGAAUACAACAAAGGAAUUGGAGGGUUUUCAGAUAAAGCAAAAAGAAAGCGUCUGUCUUCUUGUUGGGUAACUGGGACUGCAACUUCAACCACUUACAAUGAAUCGGUUCCUUCUGAAAAUCAGCAUCUACGUAUGAAUAUCAGAAAAGUCAGACCAGGAUUCUAUGAGACUUUUGACAAAUACAAGAACUGCUAGUUUGGUAUCUAAACUCUCUGGAGGAGAGAAUUAACUUAGAUCUUAAAGUACCCAGAUUAUUUGGGAGUUGGUGUAGAUAAUUAUGUUGGGCUCCCUUAUUGUGCAACAACAGCACCAAAAGGAUUGGUAGAAAUAAUCCAUGGAAAAGAUUAAGAUGAUAGUCAUUUAGUUUUAUAGCAAUAUAUUCACAAAGAGAAAGUGUUAGUUAUGAAAAAACUAUAUCAUUAGCAAAAGAAGUCUGAAGUUCCAAUGCUUAUAAGCUUAAAAAAAUAAAGUAGACGUGAACAGGUUACAUUCCAUGAGAAUAAUGUAUGUAUUUCAACAACUGCAUAGGAAGAUAAUUCUUUAUCCGUUAUGUACAGCAUUUAAAUCAAACUAAAAACCUUUUGCUAAAAACAUAAUAUGGAGGUCUGAGAAAGAAAAAAGUGAAGAGUAAAUUAAAUAAUGUGUUCUAUUCCAGCUCUGCAUCUUUGGAGAUUGGAAGAUCAUAUCCAAUUUAUUAACAUAAGUAACUAAACAUGGCUAUUGAAAGGAACAGAAUUCAUAGUCUGUGUAACAUUGGAAUAUUGAGGAUCACAAUAAACUGCAAACUCAAACCAUGACAACUAAAAUUGUGUCCCUUAAGAAAAAUAAUAAUUGGUCCCAGUGAUUCAUAAAGUGCUGUUACUUUCUAGAGGAAAAAGAAAACAAAUACUUAUCUGACCCUAAGAGACAUAGUAUAUAUAACUUGCAGUUAAUACACUGAGAUUCAAAUGGUUUUAGGUAAUUGCACAAAAAGUAAUUGGUUGCUUAUUUGACCUAGUAGAUAAGUAGUUGCUAAGAGACCCUACACUUUGGCAAACCAAUUCUUGUAGAUAAUUUGAUAGCUUGUUGAAAGAAAACAGGAAUUUUAAACAAUGGCUUUAGAUAUUGGUGUACUGGUGAUAGCUAUCAUUUUUCUGAAUUCUUGGCAAUUAAAUAACUUGGUUGUAAUUAUGUCAAAAAAUAAAAUCUGUAGUUAAAAGUAAGACGUGAAGAUGUAUACACACAAUAUGACAAAAUAAGGUGAACUUGCCUAAAAGUUAAAGAAAAAAGUCUCACACUGAUAAUUUUGACUGUAAACUGUGAUGUUUGCAACAACAGAAAUAUCUAUAUACUUAAUCAUACUAACUGACUUUGUAUUUAAGUUGUUGAUUCUUUAAAGUUUUAAAACUUAAAAUAGUUUCAAAUCUUUACCUUAUAAUACUAGAGUAGUCCCAUGGCAAGAUAGACAGCAAAUGAAUUCAAUAAUAUUUUAAUAAUAAUUCUGCAUAAAUUAGGUAGAUUCAUUGCACGAGCUGUGGUGGCACAGUGGUUAGAAUGCAGUAUUGCAGGCUAACUCUGCCUGCAGCCAGGAUUCAAACCUGACUGGCUCAAGGUUGACUCAGCCUUCCAUCCUUCCGAGGUCAGUAAAAUGAGGACCCAGGUUGUUGGGGGCAAUAGGCUGACAUUUGCAAACUGUUCAGAGAGUUGUGUAAAGCACUAUGAGUGAUGCAUAAGUCUAAGUGCUAUUGCUAUUACAUAUUUUUGCUUCAUUUCACACAUCUGAAAGCUUUUUUCUGUAUUUUUAGCCUAGGGUUUUCCAUUUACUCCUUUAUAACAACAUGACUACUAAAAUAAACAGUACACACAGGAAUAUAUGAUUUAAAAAAUCCAAAAUGGUUUUAAUUAUGUAAUUGUUUUGUAAAGAAAGUAUCAAUUUGAAUACUAAAAUAGCAACUAAUAAGAGCACUGUCAGAAUCAAGCAUAUUGGUUAACUGUGUGCCCCUGAGGAGUCUCCAAAUAAGGUGCUGUAUGUUGACAAAACUACUAUUACAAUUGUUCUUUAGAUACUGGAAUUCAGAGGCAUAAACAUCCUGAAAAAUGGUAGUGGAAAACCACCUGCUUAGAAAACUAUGUAGUCCUCAGGAAUGAAGCUUUACUCUAAAUUCUGGUAUUUGGAGCCAUAUAACUUCUUAUUCAUAUUCUGAUACUCCAAGAAUGUUUUGAAUCUUCCUUUAAAAUCAUCUAAAAAGUGACUUGUUUUGUAAAAAUGAAUUUAUAUGAUCAAGUUAAGUGGUGUAUUAUGUGGAAUAACUUCUUGAAUUUCCCGCCAUUCACCUUCACCUGAUCUCAGAUUCUGGUGUUAUGAAGAAGAAAACAGAAAAUUAGACUUAGUUGAGAAGCUUAGUAAAUGGGGGAAAUGAGUCAUGGGUCUUACUUUUUCUUUGAAAGUCCUAAAGAUUAAGGAAUAUACAAAAUAAAUCACUUGAGAUGUUUUUAUAUAGGAUAUAGUAUACAAAUUUUAGAAUAAUGGAAACUGAGAAUGAAAUCUUGAGAAUGGGAAAUGUAUACCUCCUAGUUUAAUUCCUUUAUACAUGCCUUUUACAGCUAAAGAAAGAUGAUGCAGUAUGUUAACUUUGUAUUAAGCUUACUUGAGCAGUACCGUGAUCAGCUACAGAAUAAUUAGUUGCAUGACCAAGACAGUUAUUCAUACAAAUGUAAGAAGGCUCUGAAUUAAGAGUUUUAAUUGUUUUAUAAACUGAAGUUUUUUUUCUGGCCAAGAAUAAAAUUGCUUAAAAGCAGCAUUCUGAAUAUUUGCUGUGCUUUUCAUCAAUAUAUUAAAGCUUUGUUGUCUUUAUGAAUAUUAAGAGCAUCAGCAUCUCCCUGACCUAACUUUAAUUAGAAGAUGCUUCUGUUCCAUUUGUCAAUUUGUUGAAGUUGAAACUGGAGAUUGAGCACAAUUUUAUUUUCUCUCAAACCUUUGCGGUUUUUCCUUUUCUUUUGAUUUCUAACUUGCAAAUCUGUUUCUAAUGCUGAUUCUGUCACGUGAAUAAACAUCUCUGAUUGCUGCUG
Messenger RNA from Crotalus tigris (Tiger rattlesnake), 3935 nucleotides. RefSeq lists its product as uncharacterized. The record is from RefSeq and is a predicted model, not a curated record. The transcript is spliced from 3 exons. NCBI's taxonomy places the organism in Eukaryota, Metazoa, Chordata, Lepidosauria, Squamata, Viperidae. The coding region runs from base 213 to 1082 and encodes 289 amino acids.